UUAUAGUUUUUUUCUCUGGCGAUAAUUCACAAUGUCUGUUUUAAAAAUAUUUGUUAAUUUUAUGAACACUAAAUGCUUGGGUUUUCUGUUAGUGUCUUAAUAAAAGGAGGGCUUUCACAUUCACACUAGUACACUUCAAGUUGUCUCUGUCUAGUAAAAUAUUUAUGUUGAGCCAAAGCUGUUUCCUGCUGGUCUUGACAACAGUACACAUCCCCUGAGUCAGCACUAGACAGCAGUGUCACUGUAAAUGUGAUUAUUAUUAGCAAAAGAGCAAGUUUUAUAAGAAACUAUUUUAUUCACAGACAGUAACAUGAAACCAAAUCAGAAUAGAUUGAAUUGAAACUGUGGAAAUUGAAUUAAGAGUUUUAAAAAAAAGAAAGAAAUCAAGAAAGCUGAGUACCACGGAUUGAAUAUUGCUCUAUCUGGACUACUGACAAAUCUAAUGAAUACCAUACAUGCCUUCAUAUACAACUUGCUAUUUUAUAAGAUUAAACAACACCAAACCUGUAAUACAAAAACAGCAUUAAUGGCAGCUAUAGUGCUGGAGCAGGGAAGCAAGCCUCAAUAUAUGUGGCAAUAUUAAAACAAAAGCCCAGUUCUCUGGGGAGGCAUCUUAUAUCAGUUCCGCUGGGUUCAGCACCAGCCCUUCAAACCUGCAGUAGCUCUUUACAUUAACAUCAUCAAUUGCCAGCCUAUCUAUACCUAUCAGAGGAGAAAGAAAAGAGAAAAAAGAAAUACAAAAAAAAGUGCUCUCUGCCUCUGAUGUGAUGGCUUUCUCUUCUUAAUUGGAUCAAGUAGGAAGUUGAGCCAGCCCCUCUGUGUGCUGUGUGUUCUGAUUUUGCUCAGUCCUUCUCUGCAGUCAGAAGGGAAAGAGAGAGACAGAAACCAGGAAAGAGAAAAGGAGGAGGGGAGAAAAGGAAGGGGAGUAUCCACCCUCCUGGUCCUUGUGUUUUUCUAGUCUCUCUCUGCUAAUGAUACGCUUUGCCAGUGGUGCUUAGAGGACUGGCACCUGCUGCUCCUUGGUGAUUCAGCCUCUUACAGCUGCAGUUUGAACACAACAGGAUGUUGCUUGUGCUGCUGAUGCUGCUUCUGCCUCUGCUUAACAACAGUGUUUACAUGAAAGCCGGCUCCACUCGCAAAGACUUCAGGUGAGUCAGCUGAAUUUUGAACCCUGGAGUUACAGCAAAUCUUCUGAAACUGUGAAAAACCUGAAAAAAAUUAUUUAUUUUCAUUUUAAUUACCCGGAGAACCGCCAUGCCUUGAGAAUGGUCCCAAAAGAAGAAGAGUCAUCAUUUAUUUGACUUUUUAUAUAUGUCUAUAGCUUGAUGUCUGUAUCUACGCCCGCACCAUCAAGCUAUUUUGUGAUCAAAUAAUGGAAGACACGCUUCAUCAUUCUUGCUGGCUGCUGUCUUGUGCACCAAGUUAGAGUUCAGGCCUCCGGAGAUCUUUGUCUGACCGUGAGGAUGGCUGAGGGAGCUGAUGAAACCUCCCCGGGCCCUCCCACCCCUCCCUGUGCUGAUGCUGCUGCUACUGAUUCACCGCUCUUUGCCUCCACGGCUCAGGAGAAUGCCCCAGAAGUGUCCGCGGCAACAGAGGGAGUUGCCGAGGAAAACCGAGCUCUGGGAUUGGCAGGCCUGGCUGCUACCUGCUGCAUCUGCAUGGAGACAGCACAAGUGAGGAGCUGCCUGAACUCAGAGAAGAUCUGCAUCCUGCCCAUCCUGGCUUGCCUCAUCAGCCUGGCUCUCUGCACUGCUGGCCUCAAGUGGGUCUUUGUGGACAAGAUCUUCGAGCCCCACACCCACCUUGACCCCAAUCGGAUUGGUCAGGACCCAAUAAUCUAUGCCGACCAAACUCUGGGGCCCACUGGCGAGCCCCAAGCUGUACAUACCUCAGUCUUACCCAGCCACCGCACAGGGCAGCAAACAGUGCAGGUGAAAGGUGACCCUUCUAUGGCGCCUGACUCUGUCCACAAUCCAACCUUCAAUAGCCCUACCUCGGCUUUAACUCUGCUAACCACUCCUGCCAACCAGAGACCCCUCACAACUCCUAACGUGAAAGGACCCACCACUGGGCAUCCUCUGCAAACAGUGGAAACUAAUAUAAUAAAAAUACUCAAGUUGCCAACCACAACUGCUUCUACGCUAGGAACUGGCCAUGCCAUCAAGUGUAACGACAGUGAGAAGAACUACUGUGUGAACGGAGGAGAAUGCUUCGUCCUCAACACAAUCCCAAGCAAAACUAAAUACCUGUGCAGGUGCCCAAAUGAAUUUACUGGUGAUCGUUGCCAAAACUACGUAAUGGCCAGCUUCUACAAGCAUCUUGGGAUUGAAUUUAUGGAAGCUGAAGAGCUCUACCAGAAACGAGUGCUAACAAUCACAGGCAUCUGCAUUGCUCUGCUAGUGGUUGGCAUCAUGUGUGUGGUUGCCUACUGCAAAACCAAGAAACAGAGGAAAAAGCUUCACGACCGCCUAAGGCAGAGUUUGCGAUCCGAGCGUAACAACAUGAAUAACCUUGCAAACGGACCCCACCACCCCAACCCACCCACAGAAAGUGUACAGCUAGUGAUUCAGCAUGCAUCUAAAAACGCCAUCUCUGCAGACCAUGUAACCGAAACAGAAACAUCAUUCUCAACAAGCCAAUACUCGUCAACCACACGUCAUGCUACCCCUGUCACCCAGACAUCGAGCCACAGCUGGAACAAUGAAAACACUGAAAGCAUGACAUCUGAAAGCCGUUCCGAACUGGUGACAUCUUCAAUGGGAACCAAUGGACAGACCAGUCCGGUUGGGUACCGAGGUCGUCUGAAUGGUACAGGCUGUGCUCGAGAUCUUACCACUUACUUAAAGAAUACAAGGGACUCUCCCGAAUCUUAUAAGGACUCGCCACACAGCGAGAGGUACGUGUCUGCGAUGACGACACCUAACCGCAUGUCCCCUGUGGAGUUGCAGUCCCCUUUGUCUCCAUCUUCAGAGAUGUCCCCGCCCCUUUCCAGCUUGGCCACAUCUGUUCCCUCCAUGGCCAUCAGCCCCUUGGUGGAGGACGAGAGGCCGCUCCUAUUGGUUACACCUCCACGUGUGAGGGAAAAACGGAACGACAAUACCAAUAGCAGCCAGCAGCGUAACUCUGCCCACUACAACCAUGGCCUUGAGGCCCACAGCCCUCCUCCUAGCCCACUGAGGAUAGUAGAAGAUGAUGAGUAUGAGACCACCCAGGAGUAUGAACCAGCAGUACAACAGCCUGCAAAGAAAGUUGCCAAUGGCCGGCGGGCAAAAAGAACAAAGCCCAAUGGCCACAUUCCACACAAAUUGGAGUCCGACAGCGACUCAAGCUCAGAGAGCAGCAGCUCCGAGAGCGAGACUGAAGACGAGCGAGUAGGGGAAGACACGCCCUUCUUGAGCAUACAGAACCCCAUGGCAGCAAUCCUCGAGUCAGCCCCAGCAUUCCGGUUGGCUGAUGGCAGCAGGACUAACACAACCCAUCGGCUGUCCACGCAGGAGGAUUUGCAAGCUAGGCUGUCCAGUGUAAUAGUUAAUCAAGAUCCAAUUGCUGUGUAAAAAAAAAUACUUAUACAUAGAGUCACCAGUAAAACUUUAUUUUAUAUAAAUGAAGUAUUCUGAAAAAAAGAAGAAAAUAAUUACUUAAACUAUUUUAUUUUAGCAGUAGUGGAAUAAAAAGAUCUUUUAUAAAUUAAAUCAAUGUAUGUAAAAUGCAUUUUGAGUUUUGAAUGAAUGUGCCAUAUGUAGCAGUUUUUACAGUAUUUCAGUGGAGAAAAAUAUCAGUGGUGCCUUUUUGUUCUGUUAUGUUAAGAGCAGGUUUCGUACAGUGAUUGGUGUCCCACAGUAUUUCCACAAAACUAUUACACUUUACAAUGGCUUGCUGUUUAGUGUUUGUCACCAAUAUGUCCGAUGCUUUCUAAGUAAUGCAUUAUGGGGAUUUGAAUAAAAAAAACUCAUGUUAACUGACACUGGCAAAGGAUAGUCAUAAACAGCCUUUCUUCUAGUUUGUUUAAUUAGAGUUGGCCAUCAACUAAACUGCUUUACUUACUCUGUAAAGUCCUUCAUUCUCAAAUAGAUUUCCCUUUCAAGUGGAUAUUGUGUGAAGUACAGAAAGAAAACCAUAGCUGUUCUUGCUCUGCAGACGAGUGCUCUGCCACAAAUGUAAUAACACAUAACAGGCUAUGUGUUGAGACUGAAAAAACUAAACACAUAAAAGGACCUUGAUGAAUCAUACUCCAACCAAAUUCAAAAACCUUUGCAUUCUUUAAAUAGGUGGGAACUUUUGCCUGAAAUCUUUUCAAAGUGCUUAUUUUAAUUAAUUAUUUAUGUAUUUAUGUAUUUAUUUAUUUAACUUUUAAAAGUGUUAUUUUGACAUAAAAACUGCCCAUUUACCAUUAUCAUGACAUACUGUAUACCACUGGGGCAUGUACACUGUCCCCUGAACAAGUACAGGACACCCUGUAGACUGAGAGUAGUGCACACAUAGGAAUACAAGCAGGCUCACCCCAUGAUGCUUUGCUUUAGAACAAGGGGCCAACAGCAAGACAUAAUGCAAUUGCAUAGAACCAAAAAUCUACGGCUAUAGGUCAUUUUUUUGUCAGUUAAAGUGCAAUAGCUUGUUUUGUUAUUUUUAGGGUUGCUGUUUUUAAACAAGCAUGAUUACAAAGGUUAGUAGUGCACCAGUAUUCCUAUUAUGCAGCUGUAAAUAGGAAUAAAAAUGGUGCCCAUGGUUCAAUACCAAAGCCUUAAUGGAACUCUGUACUGCUGAGUGAAUGACUGUAACAAAGGCCGUUAAACUUGCUUUGGUAAACCAGAUUACUAUAACAUGCACGCACAUUGCAUUGACCAGACCUACAACUAGCAUGCGGUGCACAUAUGUAGUUAAUGUGCAUGUGAGGGAUUGGAUGAAUUACAAAACAAGGACCUUCUGUAAGUGACAAUUAUUACAUAAUGACAGAACUAUUGCACCUUUGUUGCUUUUCAGCCACUAAUUCCCACGGCAAGCCAGUCUGAAACGAUGUUUCCAUUCCACAGUGUCCCCCACCAGUUAUCGAAUCUCAGAAAACUGGUGUGUGUGUGUGUGUGUGUGUGUGUGUGUGUAUAUAUAUAUAUAUAUAUAUAUAUUAUUGAAUCAUUUCCCACAAUGUCAUUAGGCUCUUCUUAAUUUACCUUGAUAAGACUUGACCAUAAACCCCAAUUGCUAUUGAUCAAUGUCUUUCACAUUAUAUCAGUGGUUUAAGUCUCACCAAUUCACAGCUACAUAUCUGAUGCUAUGGGUCGCAUAAUAAGUCACUGGCCCUGCAGAUAGUUCUGCUAGCUAUUAAUAAUGCCACUCCUUUAGCAAUGACACUGUCUUUUUUUGCUGGUCAGCUCUCCGGUUUUGACAGUGGAAAUAUACAUUUUGCUGCCUUUUAUUGUAACUAUCUCUUUAUAACAUCCAAAUCCAUUUCUGAUGUCAAACAAUGCAAUACAUUACAGUUAGUCUGUGCCUGACAAUAUAGUCAAGUCACUGUGCAGUAGAGAAUAAUAAAAAUAGUAAAAUCUAUAAAAAUAAUAUAAUAAAACUCACCUUGUUUUGAAAGCAACACACUGUAACA
Molecule: messenger RNA, 5593 nt
Organism: Polyodon spathula (Mississippi paddlefish)
Lineage: Eukaryota; Metazoa; Chordata; Actinopteri; Acipenseriformes; Polyodontidae
Product: pro-neuregulin-1, membrane-bound isoform-like
Exons: 9
Coding region: 1464-3554 (696 amino acids)
Biological process (GO): nervous system development; activation of transmembrane receptor protein tyrosine kinase activity; intracellular signal transduction
Molecular function (GO): protein tyrosine kinase activator activity; chemorepellent activity
Source: RefSeq, a predicted model, not a curated record